UUGGAAAAUACUUGGAAUAAUUUUCAGCAUAAUUCCUAUUUCUUUUUGUGCUUCUUUUUUUGUUUAGUCGAAAAGCCGAAAAGUCGUUCAUCAACUAUACAAUAUGUCGGAACAUAUCCGAUUGUUAUUCUGAAAGAUGUCCGAUUUGUUGAUCUUAAAGCAACAAUUGAUUUCGUCUACAAGGGUGAAGUAAAUGUUACUCAAAAUCAACUUGGCUCAGUUUUAAAGGCAGCUGAGACCCUUCAAAUUAAGGGUCUAACUGAUGUGGUCAAUCGUCAACGAGAAUUGAAUGCAAAGGAAAUGGCAUCAGUUGAUCGGCCCAAGAAGAGGAAAAGGAAACAAAAGAAUAAUAAAACUUCUGAACCAUCACCGCCAGUCUCUUGUGAUGAAUCUUGUGGUGAAAAUGAAACUUUAAAUGUGAUUUCCGUUACAAUGGAAGAACGAACUGUUCCGAUUAAAAUAUUUCCAGUCCAAGGGCCGUCAAGAGAAAGUGAAGCAGUUGAACGAAAUGGAAGAGAAGGAAGAGAAGAAGAAGAAAUGAAUGUUAUUCAAGUUGCUCAAACUGAUUCUCCUCCAGUUUCUUCUCAAACAAUUUUACCGACAACCGAAGUGACGGCGAUUGAACAAAAUGAUAUUAUCGUGGCCUCUGAUGCUACAACUUAAAUUGACCAUCAUCCGGCGUAUUGAACAAAAUUGUACUUUAUUUAAAUAAAUUGUUGUAUUAAAUCACUAAUUUUAAGUUGA
This is a messenger RNA of Panonychus citri (citrus red mite), 744 nucleotides long. RefSeq lists its product as uncharacterized. Gene Ontology annotation, cellular component: nucleus. Gene Ontology annotation, biological process: regulation of transcription by RNA polymerase II. The record is from RefSeq and is a predicted model, not a curated record. NCBI's taxonomy places the organism in Eukaryota, Metazoa, Arthropoda, Arachnida, Trombidiformes, Tetranychidae. Gene Ontology annotation, molecular function: protein binding. The transcript has a single exon. The annotation marks the transcript as partial.